Messenger RNA from Micropterus dolomieu (smallmouth bass), 1689 nucleotides. Its product is annotated as cytochrome P450 2K1-like. Gene Ontology annotation, biological process: xenobiotic metabolic process. Gene Ontology annotation, molecular function: iron ion binding; oxidoreductase activity, acting on paired donors, with incorporation or reduction of molecular oxygen, reduced flavin or flavoprotein as one donor, and incorporation of one atom of oxygen; heme binding. Gene Ontology annotation, cellular component: intracellular membrane-bounded organelle; cytoplasm. The record is from RefSeq and is a predicted model, not a curated record. Bases 2 to 1597 code for a protein of 531 amino acids. The transcript is spliced from 9 exons. NCBI's taxonomy places the organism in Eukaryota, Metazoa, Chordata, Actinopteri, Centrarchiformes, Centrarchidae.
GAUGAGAAUGCGCUGGAGCCAAAACGCACACACACACACACACACACACACACACCUUACUUUGUUAACUGAGACACUUGAAAAUAUGGCUGUGAUGGAAAGUUUUUUUCUGCUGUUCUCCAGUACAACCAUGCUGCUGGCCACUGUUGGGAUUCUACUUGCCUUGUAUGUAGUUUUCUGCAGCGUUGACGAUCAAAGAAAGGAGCCCCCGGGACCCAGGCCGCUGCCUGUGUUUGGCAAUUUACUGCAGCUGAAUCUUAAGUCAGCCCACAGCACGCUGUGUGAGCUCUCCAAGAAGUAUGGGCCAGUGUUCACGGUCCAUUUUGGACCCAAUAAAGCGGUGGUGCUGGCAGGAUACAAGACAGUCAAAAAUGCUCUGGUCAGCUACGCAGACGUGUUUGGAGACCGAUACAUCCCCCGUAUAUUUAAUGACCAUAUUCAAGGUCAUGGGAUUCUGUUUGCAAAUGGAGAAUCGUGGAAAGAGAUGAGACGUUUUGCCCUCACCACCCUGAGAGACUUUGGGAUGGGCAAAAGAGUAGCUGAGGAGAAAAGUUUGGAGGAAUGCGGCCAUCUGAUCAAAAUGUUUGAAGAACAUGGAGAGAAACCAUUUGAUACAACAAGUCCAGUGAAUUAUGCAACAUCAAAUAUCAUCUCCUCCAUCGUGUAUGGAAGUAGAUUUGAAUAUAGUGACCCCAGAUUCACAAACAUGGUGAAAAGAGCCAACGAAAACAUACAUUUUUCUGGCACUGCAUCAAUCCACCUUUACAACAUGUUUCCCAGACUGUUUGGUUGGAUCAAAAAUCGGCAGCUGAUGCUAAAAAAUAAUGAGAUAACCAUCAGAGAUGUCAAAGACUUAAUCAAGCAUCUGAAAGAGACGUUGAACCCUGAAAUAUGCAGAGGGCUUGUGGACUGUUAUCUGAUUCGGAAACAGAAAGAAGACGAUUCUUUUGUUAUGGACACUCACUUCAGUGAGAAGAACCUGAUAUAUACGGUGACCAACCUGUUUGCAGCUGGUACUGAUACCACGGCAGCUACACUGAGAUGGAGUCUGUUAUUUAUGGCCAAAUAUCCACAUAUACAAGACCAGGUCCAGAAGGAGUUGAGCACGGUGGUAGGAAGCCGUCAGGUCCGGUUAGAUGACCGGAAAAACCUGCCGUACGCUGAUGCUGUCAUCCAUGAGACACAGAGACUGGCCUCCAUUCUCCCCACGUCUAUUCCACAUAAAACCAGCCGUGACAUCACCUUCCAGGGCUACUUUAUCAAAGAGGGGACUACUGUAUUUCCUCUACUUACUUCUGUUCUGCAUGACGAGAGCGAAUGGGAGAGCCCACACACUUUCAACCCUUCCCACUUCCUGAAUGAGGAGGGUAAAUUUGUCAAGAGAGACGCCUUCAUGCCCUUUUCUGCAGGACGCAGGGUCUGUCUCGGAGAAAGUCUGGCAAAGAUGGAGCUUUUCCUCUUCUUCACCUCCCUCCUGCAGCGCUUUCGUUUCACUCCUCCACCUGGAGUUACAGAGGACGACCUGGAUCUGACGCCAUCUGUGGGCUUCACCCUCACCCCGUCACCUCAUAAGCUGUGUGCUGUCAGUCGCCAAUGAGGUGCCUGGACAUUUGUCAUUCACUGAUCCAUGGUGUGAAAGGGAUGUGUGGGGUGUGAGAUUGUUGUUUAGUGCACACACUAAUAAAGAAA